Molecule: messenger RNA, 1737 nt
Organism: Echinops telfairi (small Madagascar hedgehog)
Lineage: Eukaryota; Metazoa; Chordata; Mammalia; Afrosoricida; Tenrecidae
Gene: SLC30A9
Product: solute carrier family 30 member 9
Exons: 19
Biological process (GO): transmembrane transport; zinc ion transport; positive regulation of transcription by RNA polymerase II
Cellular component (GO): nucleus; membrane
Molecular function (GO): monoatomic cation transmembrane transporter activity
Source: RefSeq, a predicted model, not a curated record
CGCGGCCGGGCGGCGGCCCGCGGCGCCGGCGACCGCCUGGAAUGGCAAAAUUUAGUGACUUUUGGAAGCUUUUCAAGUAUGGCUCCCUGUAGUCACCCAUACACCUGUGCACUGAAUCAAGUGAAGUUGUUCUCCACCAAUGUGCAGAAAGAAGGACCUGGGUCGCAAGCUAUGAAAGUAGAAAAAGUACCAACAAUUGACGAAGCAGCAGAAAAUAUAGGAAUCAAAGCUACACUUAUGAAGCAAGAGCCGCUCCAAGUAAGAGUCAAAGCAGUCCUUAAGAAGAGAGAAUAUGGACCAAAGUACACUCAGAAUAAUUUCAUCACUGGAGUCAGAGCAAUAAAUGAGUUCUGUCUUAAAUCCAGUGAUCUAGAACAACUUCGAAAAAUCCGACGACGAAGCCCCCAUGAAGAUACUGAGUCGUUUACUGUAUACUUGCGAUCAGAUGUGGAGACAAAAUCAUUGGAGGUGUGGGGAAGCCCUGAAGCUCUUGCCAGAGAGAAGAAGCUGCGUAAGGAAGCAGAAAUAGAAUACAGAGAACGGCUAUUUAGAAACCAAAAAAUAUUAAAAGAAUAUAAAGACUUCCUGGGAAACACCAAGGUAAGGCUAUCUUUCUUAUGUGCCUUUUUCCCUGGACCAGGAAAAGUGGUGAUGGUGGCCAUUUGCAUCAAUGGAUUAAACUGUUUCUUUAAAUUUCUUGCCUGGGUUUACACUGGUUCAGCAAGUAUGUUCUCAGAAGCGAUACAUUCAUUAUCUGACACGUGUAAUCAGGGUUUACUAGCAUUGGGCAUCAGUAAGUCUGUUCAAACACCAGAUCCUACUCAUCCGUAUGGCUUUAUGAAUAUGCGAUAUAUUGCUUCACUAAUUAGCGGUGUUGGUAUUUUCAUGAUGGGUGCAGGAUUAUCUUGGUACCAUGGAAUCAUGGGAUUGCUUAAUCCUCAACCUAUGGAAUCUCUUUUAUGGGCUUAUUGUAUUUUAGCAGGAUCAUUGAUCUCAGAAGGAGCAACGCUUCUUGUUGCUGUAAAUGAACUUCGUCGGAGUGCUCAAGCCAAGGGAAUGUCAUUUUAUAAGUAUGUAAUGGAAAGUCGGGACCCCAGUACAAAUGUUAUAUUAUUGGAAGAUACUGCAGCAGUCUUGGGAGUGACAAUAGCAGCCACUUGCAUGGGUCUUACUUCUAUAACAGGCAAUCCUGUCUACGACAGCCUAGGUUCUCUGGGUGUGGGCACGUUAUUAGGUGUGGUCUCAGCGUUCCUUAUCUACACCAACACAGAAGCACUGUUGGGACGAUCCAUCCAGGCAGAACAAGUGCAGAAGCUCACUGAACUCCUGGAGAACGACCCAUCCGUAAGGGCAAUUCAUGAUGUAAAAGCCACAGACCUGGGGUUAGGUAAAGUGAGAUUUAAGGCUGAAGUAGAUUUUGAUGGACGGGUUGUUACAAGAUCAUAUUUGGAAAAACAAGAUUUUGACCAAAUGUUACAAGAAAUUCAAGAAGUGAAAACUCCUGAAGAGCUGGAGGUCUUUAUGCUUAAACAUGGAGAAAACAUCAUUGAUACUUUAGGAGCAGAAGUGGACAGGCUUGAGAAGGAACUGAAGAAACGAAAUCCUGAAGUUCGGCAUGUAGAUUUGGAGAUACUGUAACUUGGAUGGAAUGAAUCAUGUCAUUGGGAGCCCUGGAAGCUUGUUUGCCCCACCCCUCACUCUGCAAAGCCACAGUGAUGUCAGUCCCGGCCCUGCUCU